This is a messenger RNA of Pseudozyma hubeiensis SY62, 2079 nucleotides long. Its product is annotated as potential multicopper ferro-O2-oxidoreductase. Gene Ontology annotation, molecular function: ferroxidase activity; copper ion binding. Gene Ontology annotation, cellular component: high-affinity iron permease complex. NCBI's taxonomy places the organism in Eukaryota, Fungi, Basidiomycota, Ustilaginomycetes, Ustilaginales, Ustilaginaceae. The coding region runs from base 1 to 2079 and encodes 692 amino acids. The record is from RefSeq and is a predicted model, not a curated record. The transcript is spliced from 2 exons. Gene Ontology annotation, biological process: reductive iron assimilation; cellular response to iron ion starvation.
AUGGUCGCCCCUCAUCGACCUCAGAAGCCUGCCUUGGCUCUGCUAGGCACAUUGCUAUGCUCUCUCCUCGCGAUCGCUAGCGCUGCCGUCGUAGAACAGCACUGGAACAUCAACUGGGUUCCCGAUCAAAACCCAGACGGUCUCUUCCCUCGCUCCGUCAUUGGCGUCAAUGGCACCUGGCCUCCUCCGAUCAUCAAUGUCAAUGCAUCCGAUACCGUCCGCAUCACCGCCACCAACAACCUCGAGACUGGCGUCGGUACCUCUCUCCACUCCCACGGCAUGUUCUUUAACCGCACAGGCUACUAUGACGGCGCUGUGGCUCUCACCCAAUGCCCUAUCCCUCCUGGCCAGUCGUUCACCUACGAGACGCUCAACUCUCCCGCAUCGCCGGCGGACCGUCGCAAGCAGAUGGGUACCUUUUGGAUCCACGCUCACAACAACGAUCAGUACACCGACGGUCUUCGAUCUCCUGUCAUCAUCCACCCCGACGAGCCCGUCGACAUGCAUUACAGCUACGACGAUGAUUACACCGUCAUCCUUGGCGAUUGGUACCACUCGAACUACACCGAUUUGGUCAAGAACGAAUUUAUGAACCGCAAGAACCCGACCGGCGCGGAGCCUGUCCCCAAGUCUGGUCUCAUCUACUUUGCUCACACUUCGAACAAGACUUCUGCGGCGACGUACUUGCCCGGUUUCAGCGAGAACGCUACGCUUCCGUUCGAAGCGGGUAAGACGUACAGGUUGCGCGUCAUCAACAUGUCGGCGCUGGCUGCGUUUUACUUCUACCUCAGUGGUCACGAUAUGCAGGUUAUCGAGAUCGAGGGGGUUGAUGUGGAGCCUAGGGCUGUUGAUUUCUUAACCAUUUCGGUUGCUCAGCGUUUCAGUGUUUUGGUCACUGCGAGGAACGAUUCCGAGCCUCAGAACUGGAAGUUGCACGCCAACAUGGACGAGGACAUGUUUGAUGUUGUUCCUAGUGACCUUCAGCUCAAUGUCUCGGCUACCAUCUCGUACCCGAACGCUCCGAAGGACGCGUACGGGCCGGAAAAGAUCAUUGAGGAAUACACCUACUUUGACGAUCUCCAGUUCAGCCCCAUCAACGCCGAGCCUAUGGUGAAUCCCGAUGCGGUGCACCGUCUGGAUGUCUCGUUCGACACCAUGUCGAAUGGUGAAAACUACGCCGCCUUCAACAACAUCUCGUACAUUGCUCCUCAAACGCCCGCGCUCUUUUCGGCCGAAUCUAUGGGUGCUCUCGCGUCCAAUCCUGCCAUCUACGGUCCUAACUCGAACGCCUUUGUCAUGAAGCACAACGACAUGAUCGAGGUCCAGCUGUUCAACUGGGACGCUGGUAAACAUCCGUUCCAUCUUCACGGACAUCACUUCCAGGUGGUUCACAAGUCGCAAGACGUCACCUCGGACGAUCCUCUCAUCAACCCGCCGUUCAAUGCCUCGCAAGUCAACCCGAUGCGACGUGAUACCGUUAUGGUACCACCAGGCGGCUCGGCAUUUUUGCGCUUCAGAGCUGACAACCCAGGCGCGUGGUUCUUCCACUGUCACAUUGAUCCACACCUCGUCUCUGGUUUGGCGUCGAUCUUUGUCGAAGCACCGGAUGUGCUGAGCGACAACUAUCUGAACGUGCCGAGCUUUAUCAAGGAUCAGUGUCGCGCGCAGGGGAUUGCGGCGACGGGCAAUGCGGUGGGCUUGAACUCCACGACCGACUUCCAGGGUCUCGCAAAGGGUCCUACCUACCUGGAGUCUGGGUGGACGGGGAGGGCGAUCGCUGCGUUUACCGGAUGUAUUGUGACGGGUCUGCUCGGGCUGGCUACGGUGGUAGUGUACGGAUGGCAUUCGGGCGAGGACGAGGAGGAUGAGGAGGGCGAGGAGGAUAAACCGUAUGAUAAGGGUCGAAAGGCCGUCACGAACGGGACGGGAGCUUUUGCGUCGGAUCUGAGCAAUGCUGGUUGUGCAGAGCUGCCGGCCGAAGGGUUGUCGUCAUCGGCGCUGACGUCUGACGACAGUUCUGGCAACUUCGGGCUGCACAGCCGCAAUGAAAAUGCUCGGACCCAUUCUCUGCUGGCCUAG